AUGGGUUUUGGUAAAAAGAGAAAGGAGGAUGAGGCAGGAUGCAGUCAGCCCUCCGCGGAACAGCUGUUCCAAUCAGGUUUCCGACUUACCAUGGAGAAGUCAAAACCAACCUUGGGUAAACUGAUCCAAAAGAAGAUAAGGGGAAGAGGAAUCUUUUCAAAAAAUGACAAAUCCCCACAGGAGACGGUUGAAAACAUUUUAAAAGGAAAGACUGAUGGGGCUGAAGAACAGCCAAUGGAGGGUUUGGAUCAAAACAACGCAAACGGUGAAAAAAGCAACAACUCUUACACCACUUCACCUCGCUACUCAAAGCCAGGGACAUUGAAACCGGCUCCCAUCAAUGGACAGGAGUACUGGCACCCAAUUUUCGUGGGAACACCAAGUGAACGCUCUUCCUCGGCUCCAGUAUCUCCGGUUUCGGGGUAUGACUCGCCAACGCCUCUGCUAGAUCACUCCCGCCUGCCAGUUAACACUUCAGGUCACAGACAACCUCCCCCUGUUACCAUCCAUCGAGCAAAUAGAAGUCGUGGAAUGAGGUGGAAACCACCAGAUAUCUACAGACGAGUUCUCUCGCCUCAUCAGUCAGAAAUGAGUCUAUCCGCUCCCAGUAGUCCUGGCAACGGUUCCAGUUGUUAUGAGCAAGUUCCGAUGGAGGGCUUUGAAGGCACUGAGGAUGACGACACUGACUACGAUCGACCCUAUCGACGGCCAUGGGCGUGCAACUUUGAUGAAACCUUUCGUCGACAUCGACGUUGGAGGCUCUCACAUCAUACGAAUGGACAUUACUCUCAUCAUCAUCACCAGCAGUUACAGCAGCAGCAGCAACAGCAACAACAUCAUCAUCCCCAUCAUAAACGUCCGUGGGAGACGCAAGACCUUCUGAUGCUGCUAAAGAAACUCGGCCUUGAGAGUCUUUACCAGCGUCUACUUCAGCAUGGUUUUGCACGAAUUGAUCAGUUGGGCGGACUGACUCGACAGCGGCUCAUUGAUAUGGGGGUCACGAGUGCGGAGGCAAGAGCCAGCCUACUAACGGCGGCUCAGCUGCUCACAAACUCACGAAUCGAAACUCCGGUUUGCAUAAUCAGUGAAGGUGAGGAUGCAUCAGCGGCAUGGAAUAAAACACCUAUUAAUUAUGAAUCUAAGGCUCUUUACGCUAGUGGAGACAUCAUAUUCCCUCGAUCCAGUGAUUAUUGGCUGCUGCAGGGAGUACCGGAAACCCAGGGGCAAGAAAUUGACCAUCGAGUAACUCAAUCCACUGGAUGUCCUCCAAACGAUCCGCCCUCCCAUGAAACGCAUUUUGGAGUUAGAAAACACUUCCCCGGCAUCCCUCGUAAUGAUUUGCUCGCAUCUCAGAGAUCGAAUAGCCUUGGUCCAAAAUUCCCCAGUGACCUCAAAAUGGCCAUGCCACCACGAGUCCUCGAGAUGACAGGUAAGAAGUACAAGCUACUUAUUAAUUUUGUCAGCGUCCUUUUUGCAGCAUUGACACUUGUUGCUCUAAACGCAUCGAAUCUAUGCCGACCAAAAACGCCAGUCGGAAUAUUACGAAAAACCUCUAUGCGAAACCAGCCAAAUGAUGAGGCUAACCGAGGCUGCCUCCCUGAAUGCACCCGAAAAAGAACAGCUUCAACACCAAAAUCUGUAAAAAUUGACGAAUCGUCCCUGCAGCAUCAGAACUCUGGUACAACUCCUGACGAUCUUGAGUCUAUUAUUGCCGAUCGACUUCGUAUGGAAUGGAUUGACCUCACCAAACCUCCCUAUACAAAUGCGAUUGGAGAGUCAGGGAUACCUCUACGGUUGGUUGAACGGUAUGCUGAAGAGGCUGACAAGGACUUUAUGACAAUAGCAAUGGUUCUUGAAAGUUUACGAGAGCGAUUUCUAACCAGAGCUGGUCUACAAUUCACGCCAAACUAUGAUGACAUCCGAACCCAACGCUACCUCAACUGCAGUGGGAUCAAAACUGACAAUUUAACUGACUUUCUCACAACUAUCGGCUUGCCAAUGUACGCAAAUCGACUGGUUGCUGCUAUGGGUUCAGCGGAAGUCGCGCUGCCUGCCAGCUUGACAGCUGUCACAGAUGCCCAAAUGGUCUACGGUCUGGACAUUCCACUUGCUCAUGUCAGGCGAAUUCGCACAGAAGCUGCCCUCAUCCCCAAAAGCCUUCUCACGGCCAACACCUCGAGUAUGCCUCGUAGUAGUGGGCUCACAAAGCAAAUGAUCUUUCGUAAACAACAACAACAACAACAGCAACAAUAUCACCAUCAUCAACAGCAGCAAUCACAACAACAGCAACAAUUUCGACAAGUGUUUUCCAAAUCGGAUAUCUUACCACCGGAUAGUGAGAUUUUGGACAAGGUGUAA
This is a messenger RNA of Hydatigera taeniaeformis, 2358 nucleotides long. The record is from the annotation of a GenBank genome assembly. NCBI's taxonomy places the organism in Eukaryota, Metazoa, Platyhelminthes, Cestoda, Cyclophyllidea, Taeniidae.